AUGUCAAAAAAAGUAUUGAUCGAUCUUUUCUAUGAUGUAAUCAGCCCAUAUAGCUUAUUAGGCUUUGAGGGACUUGUACGCUAUCAGAAAGUAUGGCCGAUUAAUUUGAGACUUCGUCCUUUCUUCUUUCCGGCAGUAGUCAAACACAACCCUGGGGCCCCAAUGUUGAUUGAUAUCAAGGCGAAGUAUACACUGAUUGAUGUUCCAAGAGCUGCAGAAUCUUACAAAAUCCCUUUCAAGUUUCCUGAAAAUUUCAAAGAUAUUGCAAUCGGUAAAAGCGCAAUCAAAGCUCAGCGAGUGUUGAAUGUGCUCAAUCAGCAAAGCACAGAUCUUGAGAUUGCAGUGGCGAGAGGAUUAUGGAGACGAUUUUUUUAUGAGGGAGCUGGAAUAUUUGAAAACGAAGAUAUUAUGAAGGUCAUGAAGGAAGCUGGUGUAAGUAAUCCAGAAGACAUAAUAAAGCAAUCUAAUAGCGAAACGAACAAGAAGAGAUUGGUGGACACAACUAAUGAGGCCAUGGAAUAUGGAUGUUUUGGAGCUCCAUGGAUCACUGUCCAUACUGAUCACGGUUUGGAGCAGUUCUUCGGUAGCGAUCGUCUACCAGUCAUUGCGCAUAUGAUCGGCCAGAAAUACAUUGGACCUUGCCCAUAA
Messenger RNA from Auanema sp. JU1783, 648 nucleotides. Lineage: Eukaryota; Metazoa; Nematoda; Chromadorea; Rhabditida; Rhabditidae. The record is from the annotation of a GenBank genome assembly.